AGCAUUUUGUGAAAAGAGAGAGAUACUGUAUUUGAGGGACACGGCAGGAAGGUGUGUGGGGUUAGUCAAACAAGUUUGUUGAACUGAAGUUACUGCACAAACCUGUCCUAAACAGGCUGCUUUGUUACUUGUACAAACUAGUUACGCAUGUCCCAAUCAGGAGACCUUUCACCACGUUGUAAACAGAUUUCCAAAACAUUUCAGCCCAGGAUAUACAUUCCGAUCAUGCUGAGUUUACGGUGUUAAUUUUACAGUUCAUCAGAGCUUGUUCGCCCGCGGGGGGUGAUUGCAACCUUCACGUGGUCCGCCCUGUUUCGACGAAUGCAAUCAACCCGGCGUGCACAAUCAAAUAACAUCAAAUGGAACAAGUUGUCCUAGAACUUUAGGCUGUGCACGUCGUACGCAAGGAGAAGUUCCCCCGCCACUGCCUGGUGUUAUCUCAGCGCUUCUCACGGGAGAAAGGUCAGAUCUCGGUUCGAAAGGACUGCAGUGAUAUGGGAACACCAGCACAUGGAGAACUCUGUCCAGAUAGCUACGAUUCCUACUGCUUUAAUGGAGGCACCUGCUACAUUCUAAUAUCCACUCCAUUCUGCUGGUGUAACAACAGUUUCAAAGGCAACCGAUGCCAGGAGUUUGUGCUGCUCAGCCAGCAGCCGGAGAGGACCGUCAGCUUGUUGCUGGUCAUUCUCAUUGUGGUGACCCUGCUGGUCGUGUUACUUGCGAUCACGGGCCGAACCUACUGCUACUGCCGGAAACAGAGGCAGAAGAGGAGGAAGAAGCAGCGCCGGAGUUUGUACCAGGUCGUGGCCCGACACAGAAGCAUCGACAUCGGGUAGACAUUCGCCUCCGUGGAAGCACGACAGGGGCCGUCGAGCCAAAUAAACAAUAAACUCAUGGCCGAGAUUACUAAAGGACGAGCUGCAGUCUGAAUACACACGGCAUUAAAACGCGCAUACCCACUCACUCACACACACACACAUACAGCUCCAGACACCCAGUCAACCAACGCUCCCUGUGGAUCAGAGGGAAUUUCCUCCCCGGACCUUUCCGUUUAAAGCACAGAUCCUCAGAUUGAAGCUAGUCUGAAGAAGGGUGUCGGCCCGAAACGUUGCCUAUUUCCCUCGCUCCAUAGAUGCUGCUGCACCCGCUGAGUUUCUCCAGCAUUUUUGUCCAUCCUCAGAUUCAUCCAUUCAGCAAUCAAUUUUUAAGUCCACAUGGGGACGUUCGACUGAAAAUAGCUCAUCUCCAAAGCCGUGGCACAAGAACAAACGCAAGAACGCUUCGAGGAUGGACUAAAUGCCAAGGCUGCAAUAGGAGAUACGAGAGACUGCACAUGCUGGAAUUUUGAGCUGAAAAAUAAAAACUCAGCGGGCCGGGUAGCAUCUGUGGAGGAAAAUGGACAAGCGACGUUCUCGAUCUGACCCCUCGUCAGACUGAUACAGUCCCUCUAGUAGUUUGUUUUUUUGGCACUAUCUUUGGUAUAUUCCCUACUACAAUCAGUCUGAAGAAAUGUCUGGACCCAACAUGUUACCUAUCCAUUUUCUCCAGAGAUGCUCCCUGACCCGCUGAGUUACUCCAGCAUUUUGUGUCCACCUUUGGUUCCUUGCAGCUCUGCUCCUUCGUUACCCACAGAAUCCGGGCUACGUUAAGGGAACCCUUGCUUUUCCUCUCUCUCCAUCCCUCCCCCUUCCUAGUUCUCCGACCAGUCUGACUGUCCCCGAUUAAAUUUUAUCUCUGUAUGCUUCGUUAUCUCCUUCUCCUCGCUACCAAUGAUCUAUUCCACAUUUUCCUUGAUUCCCCAUCUCCUUUGAUGUGUUUUCACACCUUACCCUUCCUUAUCUCUUUGUGACUUCCCUCCCAACCCCCCAGACUCUCAGCCUGAAAAAGGGUCUCAGCCCUAAAUGUCACCCAUUCCAUCUCUCCAUAGAUGCUGCCUGCCCCGCUGAGUUACUCCAGCAUUUUAGAAACAUAGAAAAUAGGUGCAGGAGUAGGCCAUUCAGCCCUUCGAGCCUGCACCGCCAUUCAAUAUGAUCAUGGCUGAUCAUCCAACUCAGUAUCCUGUACCUGCCUUCUCUCCAUACCCCCUGAUCUCUUUAGCCACAAGGGACACAUCUAACUCCCUCUUAAAUAUAGCCAAUGAACUGGCCUCAACUACCUACCCAGUCUGAAGAAGGUUUCGGCCCGAAACGUUGCCUAUUUCCUUCGCUCCAUAGAUGCUGCUGCACCCGCUGAGUUUCUCCAGCUUUUUUGUGUAACCUGGCCUCAACUACCUUCUGUGGCAGAGAUUUCCACAGAUUCACCACUCUCUGUGAGUAAAAUGUUUUCCUCAUCUCGGUCCUAAAAGAUUUCCCCCUUAUCCUUAAACUGUGACCCCUUGUGUUGUGCCUAUCUUUGGUAUAAACCAGCAUCUGCAGUUCCUUCCUACAUACAUACCUCAAAGUAACACUGGGGCCUGAAAGGGUGAGUCUGGUGGACUAUUCAACCAGAUUCCCCUCCCAUCUAAAUUGUAUGGAUUACUGCUUGGAAGUAAUUGGGCUUCCCACAACAUGUUUAACACUGCCACUCUCAGUCAGAAGACGGGUCUCGACCUGAAACGUCACCCGUUCCAUCCAUCCAGAGAUUCUGACUGUCCCGCUGAGUUACUCCAGCAUUUUGCACCCAAGCUUGCUUGCAUCACUGCACUUCAAAAGGACACACAUUGCCGGGGUCACCUGCUGCAGGUCAGGCAGCAUCUCUGGAGAACAUGGAACCCGUGACUUUACAGGGCUCGACUCCAGCACGUAGUAUCAUUUUGAUGAAUGCAACUCCACCAUGAACGCUUCCAGAUGCUUGCGAAUAUAUUUUAAAUUCCAUAACACUCGUUUUCCGAAAUAAAGGAACAGUAUGUUUUGCAAAAAAAAUCAAACAUUCGACGUAGUUUGGUGCAUCUGCAGUAUAUAAAAUCAUACCGUGUACAGUG
This is a messenger RNA of Leucoraja erinaceus (little skate), 2959 nucleotides long. Its product is annotated as pro-neuregulin-4, membrane-bound isoform-like. The transcript has 5 exons. NCBI's taxonomy places the organism in Eukaryota, Metazoa, Chordata, Chondrichthyes, Rajiformes, Rajidae. Bases 495 to 836 code for a protein of 113 amino acids. The record is from RefSeq and is a predicted model, not a curated record. Gene Ontology annotation, biological process: positive regulation of cell population proliferation; positive regulation of mitotic nuclear division; epidermal growth factor receptor signaling pathway.